AUGUCUGUUUAUAGAAACAUUAUUGACUUAUUUGUUCGUUACCAAUUUGGUUGCAAUACAAUUGUAGAUUUGACAGAAAUACCAAGGUAUAGUGAAAUUUAUAAUGAUUAUCAUAAUUCGAUUUCGGAUGAUGUUAAAACCAACAUUCAAACUAUGAUUGCUCAUAUUCCUUAUGAUUCUAUGUAUAUUGAUACAAAUGCUGAAACGUAUGGAUCUUUAAUAUAUAUUCUUCAAGAAUCUGCACAAUUACACAUGAGAGAGUUAUACAAUAGUAAUAAUUUUCAAGGUUCAGAACAUACAAUGAAAAUUAAAACUUCAGUUUUCAAAAUGAAUCAACUUCAGGCUUACGCUGAUAAAGUGGCAUUAGAAUAUUGGAAGAACCAUGGUGGUAAUAUGUCAACUUUUGAAAGUUCUCGUUCGGAAGUUCAAAGAAUGUUUGAAAACGUUUAUGAUAAACUUCGUAUUUGGAUUUUAGAGUUGAAACGUUUUAUUAAGAAAUCUUAA
This is a messenger RNA of Didymodactylos carnosus, 504 nucleotides long. The record is from the annotation of a GenBank genome assembly. NCBI's taxonomy places the organism in Eukaryota, Metazoa, Rotifera, Eurotatoria, Philodinida, Philodinidae.